AUGGCGGAGCAAAACAUCGACAUCACGUUCGAUGAGGACAAUCGCAUCCGGGUUAUGCCCAAGGAGAAGUUCAAGCAGACUGAGUCACUGGAGGCCGAAUGCCAUGGCUUUGCCGACAAGAUCCAGGCCUUCAGCGGCACAGUGGACAUGCUUGUGGAGGUGCUGGACGGAGAAGCACAAAAGAUUGAGGAAGAGAAACUUCGGGCCAUCGGUCAGCGAAAUCGUGCCGAGAUGGAGGCUGAGGCGCGGAGGCGGAAGCAGCUGAGCAUGCAGGCCGCGAUCCAGGAGAAAACAGCCGAGCUCGAGAGGCUCGUCUUUCAGCUCAAUUCCCUGGAGCGUGUGGAGAGGGAGCAGUUCGCUCUCAUCGAAAAGCUCAGCACACUUGGUGGCACUAUGCAGCUGCCGUGCCAGGCCAUGGCGCUGUCAUGCUUGUCUCACCUUCCUGCAAGCUUUACCCUGUCAGAGCUCCAGCAUCACAUCAAGGACGAUGACCUCCUGCUGGCCGUGUGGGGGCGUGUCUUCGACGUCUCCAGUGGGAAGGAGUUCUACGGUGAAGGUCAGGGAUAUCGGCUCUUUGCAGGACACGACUGCACUCGAGCCUUCGCGUUGACGAGACGCCAGGUGGACAUGUUGGACCAGGGUCUGGAGGAUCUCAGUGACAAGCAGCUUCGGCAUUUGAACCGGACGUACUGGGAGACCUACGUGGCCAAGUAUCCUGUGGUGGGCCGUCUUCUUGACCCACCUUACGAUCCUAAGGACUACGAUAACUUUGCUGGACCCUACAGUGCCAUCCGCCGUACGAGGCCGAGCGGUGGUGAAGAGAGGCCGCGGGAAUCCAGGUGUCCGGUCACAAGGGCGGCCAAGGCAGUGGGGAGCGCCAUUGCCAAUCUUCUUCCGAGGCAGCUCUUGCCACGGUGA
This is a messenger RNA of Symbiodinium sp. CCMP2456, 918 nucleotides long. Lineage: Eukaryota; Dinophyceae; Suessiales; Symbiodiniaceae. The record is from the annotation of a GenBank genome assembly.